Messenger RNA from Syngnathoides biaculeatus (alligator pipefish), 1880 nucleotides. It is a transcript of the gene nots, whose product is annotated as nothepsin. NCBI's taxonomy places the organism in Eukaryota, Metazoa, Chordata, Actinopteri, Syngnathiformes, Syngnathidae. The transcript is spliced from 9 exons. The record is from RefSeq and is a predicted model, not a curated record. Gene Ontology annotation, biological process: proteolysis. Gene Ontology annotation, molecular function: aspartic-type endopeptidase activity. Bases 443 to 1669 code for a protein of 408 amino acids.
AUCCUCCAAGAAGGCAGAAUGAUUAUCUUUGUGUUGAAUCCAAAUAAGAACUUUGCAAACGUGCGUUUAAUUUGGAAAAUAUUUCUGCCGAUUUUCUGACAGUUCAUGACCACACCGAUAACUGACUCCUGUUUGUGCGUUUUAUACAGCGUUAAUUUGAAGUAUCCUGUUUUGGAAAAUAAGGAAAAAUCGGAGUCACCGACUUAACCAAAAAAAUAUUGACAGCUUGAUCGAUUAUUGAAAUGAUCUUCAGUUGCAAGCCUAAAAUCAAUCAAAUGUACCUUUCCUUAACUUUACGGCACCAAGUUUCAACCUCUCGAGUGAAAACAAUCCCAAAGUGUUUCAACACACGGACGGACGUGCAUGCGCGUGUAUUGAUUGCGUCCCGCUAAUCUGAUAAGAUGACGAAACCGUUGACGGUUGUCACUGUGGAGCGGACGCGAUGGACGCGCUCAAGUUGCUUCUGCUUCUGUUGAUCGCCGCCACCAGCCAGGCGCUACUCAGGGUUCCCCUGCAGCGAAGGCGCUCCGUCCGCUCGCAGCUGCGCGCCAGCGGCGCCCUGCGAGACUUUCUUCACGAGCACCGGCCCGACGCCUUCAGCCGGCGUUACGCUCACUGCUUCCCCGCCGGCACGCCGUCCUUGCGGCUGGGCCGAACCAGCGAGAAGCUCUACAAUUUCAUGGAUGCGCAGUACUUCGGUCAGAUCAGUCUUGGGUCUCCGGAGCAGAACUUCUCUGUGGUCUUUGAUACCGGGUCGGCGGACCUCUGGGUGCCGUCGACGUACUGCGUCAGCCAGGCCUGCGCGGUGCACAACCGUUUUCGAGCGUUUGAAUCUUCUUCGUACCGUCACGACGGUCGUACCUUCGGCAUCCAUUACGGAUCGGGACACCUGCUCGGGGUCAUGGCCAGGGACACGCUCAAGAUGAGCGGCGUGAGCGUCCCCAAUCAGGAGUUCGGGGAGUCGGUGUACGAGCCGGGCUCCGCCUUCGUGACGGCGCGCUUCGACGGCGUCCUGGGCAUGGCGUACCCGUCUCUGGCCGAGAUCCUGGGCAACCCGGUCUUCGACAACAUGAUGGCGAGCGACUCCCUGGACCGGCCCGUCUUCUCCUUCUAUCUCAGCAGGAGGACGGGCGGCGGUCGGGAUGCGGACGGGGAGCUCCUGCUGGGCGGCGCCGACGAGGCUUUGUACAAAGGACCCGUCACGUGGCUUCCCGUCACCGCCAAAGGCUACUGGCAGAUUCGCGUGGACGGCGUGUCUGUCCAAGGCAUGAAGUCGUUCUGUCCGAGCAGCUGCCAGGCCAUCGUGGACACGGGAACGUCGCUCAUCGCCGGGCCCACCGAUCACAUCCUCCGACUGCAGCAGCUCAUCGGAGCCACGCCCACCGGCAUUGGCGAGUUCUUCAUCGACUGCGCCAGGUUGUCCAGUUUGCCCCACGUGACCUUCGUUCUGGGCGGCGCAGAUUUCACGCUGACGGCCGAUCAGUACGUCAGGAAGGAGAUGCUGGGCGACAGAGAGCUGUGCCUGAGCGGCUUCCAGGCGGUGGACAUCGUGACGCCGCAGGGCCCGCUGUGGAUCCUGGGCGACGUCUUCCUCACCGAGUAUUACAGCAUCUUCGACAGAGGCAACGACCGCGUCGGCCUGGCGGCUGCCCGCCAUCCCGAGCGCUGACUUGAUGUCGUCAAUAAAGGCAUUGGUUCCUGAAGCAUUUCACUUGUGUGUGCGAGUGCGAGUCCAUGUGACGACAUUUCACUUUUGAGUCUGAAUGAAUUUGAGUCGCGAACAAGCAAAUCAGUUUUAAGUAGUGUGAUUUUGUGUGUGUGUGUGUGUGUAGAAAAAAAAUCAAUUCAAACAUUCCCAACAACACUUAACGACCAACUGG